UCCUCCUGCAAAUUAACACGAAAAACAAUUGCUUAAAUAAAUUGGAGAUAUAGAAAAGAAUAGAAAUUAAUAAAUUUAAAACAAAAAAUAGAAAAAAUAAAAAUUAAAGUGUACAAAUGCAUUCACCUAAGUGCAAAACUAAUUAUCUCGUAAGAGUUUUAUCUACCAUAAUUUUGAUUAUUGAUAGAACACAUAAAACAUUUCCAAAAAAAAAAAAAAAAAAAAUAAUACAGACAAUGUAACUGUGUUUACGAAGAGAUUAUGAAUAUUCAAUUUCGAUGAUUCACUUUCACAUGAAAGUGUAAAGGAUACAAAUCCUUUCGCGGAAGUACGAAAGAAAGAAUAAUACACAUAUAGAAGAUAUAGGAAAAAAGCGGUUAAAGAGAUACAGGAAUUUGCGUAACGUCGGACGAUGUGCUAAGUUUCGCGAUUGGAGAAGCCUCGGGCGUUCAACUAGCAGAGCCUUGACAUUUUCUUCGAUUUUUUCUACGUAUCGCUCGUCUACAAACCUUUUCUUCGAUACAUUAGAAAAAUAAGCUGUAAGAUGGACAGACUCGGUUUGGAAUGUUACUUUGCAUUGCGAGCUCGAAGAAAGUGAGGUUAGGAUGGCAUUAUAGACGCCGUUUUGAAGAAUCAAUAUUUCAAAUCGGAAGAACUAUUUUUGAAUAAGAAAGCAUCUCAAAAUUUUGAGUGAUCCCAAAAAACGUAUGAGGGAGGAGAAGAUCGAGAAGGAGCCGGCAUGCGUGGUGGUAGAGCGAAGAUCAUAAAAGCUCGUGAGCAGGAGGAUUCAGAUAGUUUUGGUUUCGGAAGUCGAGACAGCAGGAGCUCGAGAUGACCAUAACAACAACGACCGUUCGUUUGUUGAUCGCCUGCGGCGUCCUCGGCUUCGCGAGCUCGGCCAGCGUACACAAAGAUAGCUGUCCUGAAAAGAAUGGUCGAUUUUCUGUGCCAUCCCAAUGUGACGCUUACAUCGAAUGCAUUGAUGGUAUCCCGGAACACAAAUUAUGUCCUGAGGGACUCUUAUUCAAUCCUAACGUGAGGUUCGCCUAUCCUUGUGAAUAUCCUGCCGGUGUGAAUUGUGAUGGAAGACCUAACCGACAGACACCACAGCCAACGGAUGACUGUCCCCAUCAGUAUGGUUUCUUCAAAAUCGGAGAUCAACAGAAUUGUGGCAAAUUCAUGUCCUGUGUAGAGGGGAGAGCACAUGUUUUCCAUUGUCCCGAAGGGUUGGCCUUCAACUCUGAAUCUUAUCGUUGCGACUGGCCUGAUCAAGUACCAGACUGCGAUGUUGAAUCGUUCUUAGGACUACGGUGCCCAAGUGAUCCUAACGAUGAAAAUCGACUGUACAAGUUUGAGUUCUACGCCAGUCCUUAUGACUGUCAACGUUAUUUCGUGUGUGUGAAUGGUCGGCCACGAUUGCAGGUCUGCGAAGAAGGAAAGGCUUUCAGCCAGCUGGAAAACACAUGUCUUCCCGCGCACAACGUCAGUGGAUGUGAGCCACUCGGUUUGCCGCAUGAGAAAAAGAAAAUUCCAUUAAUAGGUACAGUUAUAGAGGGAGGAUCAUAGUGAUGACUUUAAUGUACGAAUGAAUGAUUUGCAAAGAGAUACGCUCAUUUGAGAGUAAAACUAUCACGAGUUGCUUUCGAGACCAUUUCUCGCAAAUGGACACUAUGUUCAGAAUGAAUAUCCGAUUUGAUAGUGGCCAGCAUAGUCGAUCUCAACGCAGUGUCUACUUGCAAGAUAUAUCUCAAGAAAAUAACACAUGCAAUUUCUAUUGUGUGCCACUGUAGAAACUACAAGAAAAUGAGUAGAAUGUAAUAAUGUAAAUACAUGAAUCAUUGAUAAGAACUAUUGUAAAAAUGAUGUGCUUGUAUUUAGCACAAAAUUGUAGACCAAAUAGUUUUCAAAUAAAAAAAUCUGUUAGGAAAAUAACAAACAAUGUA
Messenger RNA from Bombus huntii, 1943 nucleotides. Its product is annotated as protein obstructor-E-like. Bases 832 to 1566 code for a protein of 244 amino acids. Lineage: Eukaryota; Metazoa; Arthropoda; Insecta; Hymenoptera; Apidae. The transcript is spliced from 6 exons. Gene Ontology annotation, cellular component: extracellular region. Gene Ontology annotation, molecular function: chitin binding. The record is from RefSeq and is a predicted model, not a curated record.